This is a messenger RNA of Penaeus chinensis, 491 nucleotides long. RefSeq names its product cuticle protein 7-like. NCBI's taxonomy places the organism in Eukaryota, Metazoa, Arthropoda, Malacostraca, Decapoda, Penaeidae. The coding region runs from base 1 to 447 and encodes 148 amino acids. The record is from RefSeq and is a predicted model, not a curated record. Gene Ontology annotation, cellular component: extracellular matrix. The transcript has 3 exons.
AUGUUCACUAAGACCGCCGUCGCUCUUGCCCUUGUGGCCGCUACCUUGGCUGCCCCUUCACAGCCUUCCUACGGAUAUGCUCCUCCAGCAACAUAUGACGCUCCUGCUCAAUAUGACUUCAACUACGCCGUAAAGGACGACUACUCCGGCAACGACUUCGGUCAUCAAGAAACCCGUAACGACUAUGAUACUCAGGGUUCCUACUACGUUCUCCUUCCCGACGGCCGUCUGCAAAAGGUCGCCUACACUGUCAACGGCGACUCCGGCUAUGUAGCUGAGGUCAGCUACGAGGGUGAGGCCCAAUACCCUGAGUACCAUCCUGCUCCUGCCUACAAGCCUACCCCUGUCUACGAACCUGCUCCUACCUACAAGGCUGCCCCUGUCUACAAACCUGCUCCUGCCUACAAGCCUGUUCCUACCUACGAACCUGCCCCUACCUAUGCCUAAGUAAAACAAAAUUUAAAAUAUAUAUGAUGAAUAUUUAUUAAACA